AUGUUCCGGAGUCUGACUCCGACACGCAGGCUUAUGUCAAUAUUCUACGUUACUGCUAUUGGUACCUUGGGUCUGUCUAUCUGUUUCUGGGCAAAUGAAAUUCAGCGGGGUCAUUCAGGCUCGCUGUUACUCACUGCCCCAGCACAGGUCUAUCCGCUGUACCCAAGCCUCCUUGCAAACCAUCAUGAUGCCCCUCCAUCAACGGUGGAAUUCUUCAGCCUUAUACUGGGUACCUUUUGUAUUGGUGCUGCUUCGGCUAUGGCAUCUAUCAUUUCCUCGGAAUUUGUCUAUCUGAUCAAUAAUGACGGCAAUCCUUACGGAAUUUCUGCUAGCCAUAACGAUUAUUUGUCCAAGUUAUCUUGGGCUGCCACAUCUAUCCAAUUGAUGGUAGUUAUUGAAACAACUAUCUUGAUUCUCAGGCACAAGAUUGGCUAUCUAAUGCGUGAGGAGACUCAUUCUUCAUUGCCAGGUCACCAACCAUAA
This is a messenger RNA of Penicillium arizonense, 483 nucleotides long. RefSeq lists its product as uncharacterized. The coding region runs from base 1 to 483 and encodes 160 amino acids. The transcript is spliced from 3 exons. NCBI's taxonomy places the organism in Eukaryota, Fungi, Ascomycota, Eurotiomycetes, Eurotiales, Aspergillaceae. The record is from RefSeq and is a predicted model, not a curated record.